Messenger RNA from Dermacentor andersoni, 1566 nucleotides. RefSeq lists its product as uncharacterized. Gene Ontology annotation, molecular function: protein binding. The record is from RefSeq and is a predicted model, not a curated record. Lineage: Eukaryota; Metazoa; Arthropoda; Arachnida; Ixodida; Ixodidae.
GGUGAUACGACAUGCGCUAAGCAUCGCGCGCUGCGCUGCAUAUGCCGUGCAGUAUCCCGUGUGUGAUAGUGAUGGUGUGAUGUUGCUAUUGUUAUCAGUAGCACCUGUAAUUUUGGUUGUAAAGUAGUGAAUGGAAGACAGCAUACAAGUUUAUUAGUUUGUCAAGCGUUUGCUUCAUCGUAUCGAAUGUGGCGGUCAGGCUUUAGAGGUUUUGUGCGGUGGGGACUGCGAAAGCAACGCAAACCCAAGUCGGAAGACUCUCCUGACAAGCAAGACACUCACAGAUUCGUUGUCCCGGCUACGAAUUUCGGCGCCAACAGACAGAACGAGCACGAUCGACGUAAAAGAGAAACUUGCCACGAGGACGGCCGCUUUUUUACGAACAGACCAGCAUGCAGCUUUGUGGAAACUGUCGGUUGGGUGGGGACGCUGCUUGCAGUGGGUCUCAACCUGCAGCUACAAAGUCGGCGGUGCCUGUGGGGCAACAAUCAAGCUGGCCAUCCCAUCGCCUGUGAUAAUGGAAACCCAGACAGCACUGCGCAACCUUGUUUCCGUGUGUGCCACCUUUUACGCAACUUCAUUUUUCGCCUUGUCAUUGCCUCUCCACAUCCUGUCUCAUCGAGCUCAAUUCUACCUCGAGAACAUCAGUCCUCUGUGGAUGUCGUGGAUCUGUCGUCAAAUGGUGACCGUGCUCUUGCAGAAGGAAGUUCUGAGCCACCACUGUCAUCUGCUGAAGCAAGUGAGCAGCUUGCCAGUGUGAUGAAAGAAUAUUUUGCCUGUCUUGAAGACCUCAAUGGUGCCAAAUUACUGCUGACCAAUGAGGCUGAAGCCCUAAUGAGCUUUGAGAAAGCACAAGCACUGGGUUCUGCCAGAGCGCACUACAACCUGGGAGUCUGUUAUGAAACUGGCAGGAGUGUCAACAAGGACUUGGACAAGGCAGUGAUGCACUACAAAGCAGCUGUCCUUGGCGGCCACCCACUGGCAACAUACAACCUGGGUGUAUUGUAUCUGAAAGGCCAUGGAAACUCUAACACUGGCCAGUCAUUGCUUGAGAAGGCCUCCAACCUGGGAGUCCCUCAGGCAAAGACAUUUGUUGCACAUAAAUACCUUGAAGAGGGAAACUUUGAUGAAGCCGUGCCAUUGCUGAAGGAAGCUGCAGCUGCCAAGGAUCCAGAUGCGCUGUUCUACUUGGGCGUGUGCUGUGAGAGAGGCCUUGCUGUUCCAAAGGACCAUACAGCAGCCAUAAAACACUAUUCACGAGCGGCUAGACAAAAUCAUGCCGGUGCUUUGGAUGCCUUAGCCGCCAUUCAGAGGAAGGCAGAACCAAGAGUGCCAGUGGAGCCUGUUUGCACCAGAGAGCCACCCGAAGACCCACCAUCAGUGAAGCAUGCGCACAGUUUUGGUGUGUCUGAAAUCUUGGCUUCCUCAUUGCCCAGUCUCACAUCUUGCAAACAGAGGCCGACUCCCCUACAUUCGAGCUGCAUUUCAGUCCAUACAGCCACAGGCUAGAAGAAUCCCGAGAUGCUCUCAUCAAGGAAGUUCUUGUAGAUGGCCAUGACUUUGGCC